Messenger RNA from Didymodactylos carnosus, 1251 nucleotides. The record is from the annotation of a GenBank genome assembly. Lineage: Eukaryota; Metazoa; Rotifera; Eurotatoria; Philodinida; Philodinidae.
AUGUUCCGAGGACGUGAUAUAAGACCCGGGCCCUCUAUUAUUUCUCAUGAGUUUAAUACGGAUGUAAGUAGCGGAAAUGGAACAGUAUCCACAUCGAUGAAUCCAGAAUGUCCACUUGUAGAAAGCAAAUUAAAUGAAACAAAAUUGUCUUUAUUAAUUGAACACCAAUUAAAUUCAAAUCCAAAUAAAUUAAAAGAAUUUCUCAAUUUUUUACAUAAACGAUCGGGUAUAUGGUAUUGGAUAAGCGCAAAUUUUAUAUUCACAUGUUGCACAUUCGUCUUAAAAUUAAUACCAGCCGAUAUGUUCGACAUACUGAUUAUGCGUUUUCUUAUCCAGUCAAUUGUCUUCGGUGUUUAUGCUCUAUAUAAAAAAUAUAAUAUAUUUGGUGAAAAAAGUCAACGUAGUACAAUUAUAGUAAUGACAACGACAUCGAGUGCGACUAAUUUAUUUUAUAUUACCGCAUAUUAUUUUCUACCGUUAUCUGAUUUAAAUACGGUUCGUUACACGUAUAUUGUAUGGACUGCCUGUUUGGCUGUGAUUUUUCUCAAGGAAAAAUUUACUCAAGUAAAUGCUAUUUCACUUGUAUUAACUUUCACUGGACUUGUGCUCGCUGCUAAACCGAAAUUUUUAUUCGAUAUAUUAUUGAAAUCAUUGAAAGUGAAUAAUUUAAAUGAAACAUAUUCAUUAUUUUCUAAUAACAGUAACAAUCUAUCAUCCAUCAAUAUUUCAAUAAUAGUAAUUACUGAAUCACCAUCCUAUUAUUAUUAUUUAGGCCUUAUUCUCGCAUCAAUCUGUGCACUUGCAAAAGCCAUACAAUUAGUUGCUCGAAAAAAAUUAAUAUUAACAAAACUGCCGUUUUCCGUAAUGAACUUUCAGUUUACAUUUGUUGCAUUACUUGUCUCAAUUGCCUAUAGUCUGAUAAGACGUUUAUUCAAACCGGAACCAUAUCCUUAUAAAUGGAUGUUAACUGUAGGCAUAGCAAUUGGUUUUGUUCAAUUAAUAACGAAUACAUUCUAUGCUAAAGCAUUAAAAAGAGAAAAUGUUCAAUUUUUGACUAUACUAGGAUCAUUAGACAUUGUAGUAGCUGUCAUUUUACAGUACAUCUUCUUUCGAACACGAAAUACCUAUCUGUUUUAUAUAGGUGCAUCAUUGAUAGUCAUUAGUGCUGCUAUUCUUUCUGUUCACAAUAUGGUAGUGGCAUCAAAAGAAACAAAAGAAAAUACGCCAGUAGGCAAUAAUGACAGUUUAUAG